ACGCAUUCUUGACCAUUAUCAACAAAUCAACCAAUACUAAACAAAGAACAAAGAAAGAAAAAGAAAGAAAGAAAGAAUGUCUCACUCUUCUGAUCAAGCAUCAGAUUCAAAUCAAAACCAAAAUCAAAUCAAUACAAACGCUUCAAACCUUUCAAAUCAGUUAUCAGAUUUACGUCAAGCUUAUCAAAGAACUGGAUCCAAUCCACCUUUACCAAACAUUCCAUUACCAUCUAGUUCCUAUUCUAAUUACAAUCCUGAAUUAAAUAACUCUUAUAAAACCACAUAUCAACCUGAUAAAAACAGUCAUGAAAAUUCAGAUAAAACAAAUGGAAGUCCUUCUACUCAAAGAAUUCCAAUCCUCAAACAUGCAAGUUCAGUUUCAUCAAGAAAUCAAAUGCAUGGUCUCUCUUUUCAAUCUUUGUCUUCAAGACUUCAUCCACCUGGAACAAGUGGUGUUAGUCCAAGUCAAUUAAAUGUAGAAGAUCUAACUGAUGAACAGAAAGCUAGAAUUGUAAAACGACAUUUAAUGAAUAAAGAUGAACAAGAAGCAGCAAGACGAAUCACGAGUUCAUCUAAAUUGAAUGAUGAUUUAAUUGAUCCAUUCGAUCCAAAUUCAAUGGAUUCAGACGAACCAAAUUCAAAUAGAGAUAGUGAUGUUGAACCAUCUGGUAGUCAAGAACCUAUCCUUUAUCCAACUCCUUAUCAUUUACAAGGUGGUGAUAUUCAUCAUGAUCUUUAUAAAUGGGCUAAUAAUCUUCGAAUUAGCGAACAAGGUACUGCUACUGCUAUCAAUGAUACUCCCUCAGAUUCACCCCCUGCUAUGGCCUAUAAGGAUAUCAUGCAACCUGGCGGUUUCAGAAGAGCUUUCUUGUAUCAAAAACGACAAAUGAUUGGAGAACCUUAUAAUGGCCAAGAUAGCCGCAAAUUUACAAAAAGCUUUGUAGACUUUUUAUCUUUGUAUGGUCAUUUCGGUGGUGAAGAUUUAGAAGAAAUAGAUGAAGAAGAUGAAGCUGCAUAUCAUGCUUUACAAGGAUUACAUGAUCUAGAAGAUGGUGAUUUUGAUGAUGAACAUAUAGAGGAAGGACAAGUUGGAGAACGUUCAGCUUUAUUAGGAAAAUCUAAUCGUAAAGUUAGUGAUCAACGUUCAAGACCUAUUAACUCAAGACGAAGUAGUGGUGAUGCAACUGUUACUCAAGCUGUUCUUAUGUUACUCAAAUCACUUGUUGGAACUGGUGUUUUAUUCUUGGCUAAAGCUUUUUCCAAUGGAGGAAUGUUAUUCUCAGUCUUGACUCUGGUCUUUAUUUCUAUGAUCUCAACCUAUUCUUUUGUUCUUCUUGUUCGAACAAGGUUACAAAUCCCAGGUGGAUUUGGAGAAAUCGGGGGGAUCCUUUACGGUCCUUGGUGUCGUUGGGCCAUUCUUUCAUCAUUAGUAAUCUCACAAUUGGGAUUCGUAGCGGCUUAUACAAUUUUCAUUGCUCAGAAUCUACAAGCAUUUGUUCUCGCUAUCACCAAUUGUAAACUUUUGAUUCCGAUCUAUGUACUGAUCUUCGGUCAACUAAUUGCUUAUCUACCGUUGUCAAUGAUAAGGAAUAUCCAAAAGCUUUCAGGAACAGCCCUUAUAGCAGAUGUUUUUAUUCUGAUUGGUCUAGUAUAUGUCUUUGGUUAUGAAAUCAAUUUAAUGGCUACAGUUGGAGUGGCACCAAUCCAAGCUUUCAAUCCAGACAGUUUCCCUCUACUGAUCGGUACUGCAGUAUUUGCAUUUGAAGGAAUUGGUCUAGUAAUUCCUAUAACAGAAAGUAUGAAACAACCUGAAAAGUUUCCAAAAGUUUUAACAGGUGUAAUGGUAGGUCUUACUUUCCUAUUCGCUGGUGCUGGCGCCCUUGGAUAUGCUGCUUUUGGUUCAGAUGUUCAAACUGUGGUGAUUGUGAAUUUACCUCAAGAAGAUAAGAUGGUGAAUGCCGUACAAUUUCUUUAUAGUAUGGCUAUUAUGUUAUCUACUCCACUUCAAUUAUUUCCAGCUGUGAGGAUAAUGGAAAAUGGAUUAUUUAGUACAAGUGGAAAAUAUAGUAAUAAAGUGAAAUGGGAAAAAAACUUAUUUAGAACUUUAACUGUUAUCUUUUGUUCAUUUAUCGCUUGGGCAGGUGCAAGUGAUUUAGAUAAAUUUGUUUCUUUGAUCGGUAGUGUUGCUUGUGUACCUUUGUGUUUUUGUUAUCCUGCUAUGUUACAUUAUAGAGCUAGAGCUAAAACUGUUAAACAAAAAAUUGCUGAUAUUGCUUUAUUUAUCUUUGGAGUUCUUGCAGCAAUUUAUACAACUGCUCAAACGUUGAGUAUAAUUUUUGGUGACAUUGAAAAUGGUAAAGAUGAUGGACCUAAAUAUGGAAAUUGUGAUGUAGUACCUUAAGUAUGAAGUAGUUUUCUUUUCUUUAAUUUCAAAUUACAGCAUUGUCAAUUACAGAAGGGUUUUAAGUAGGAUUGAAAGACAAAGAGAAAAGGAAAGAAAGGGAAGUAGAAUGAAAGGAGUAAACAGUUGAAAUGUUUGUGGGGAAUGUUUUUUUCUUUGAUUAGAGGUUUAUGCAAAUUAUGCUUCAUUGUAUCAGUAAAUAUCAUCAUCAUCAUCAUCAUUUUCCUCUCUUUUUACAAUGAGUCCUUGUCUUUGGAGUAUGUAACUCGGUUUAUCAUUGAUUUGUGAAAUGUAUUUUUAAAUUUUUCUCCCUC
Messenger RNA from Melampsora larici-populina 98AG31, 2715 nucleotides. RefSeq lists its product as uncharacterized. Gene Ontology annotation, molecular function: amino acid transmembrane transporter activity. Lineage: Eukaryota; Fungi; Basidiomycota; Pucciniomycetes; Pucciniales; Melampsoraceae. The coding region runs from base 77 to 2401 and encodes 774 amino acids. The record is from RefSeq and is a predicted model, not a curated record. The transcript has 12 exons. Gene Ontology annotation, biological process: amino acid transmembrane transport.